This is a messenger RNA of Colletotrichum lupini, 1839 nucleotides long. RefSeq lists its product as uncharacterized. Gene Ontology annotation, molecular function: magnesium ion transmembrane transporter activity. Bases 1 to 1839 code for a protein of 612 amino acids. Gene Ontology annotation, cellular component: membrane. Gene Ontology annotation, biological process: magnesium ion transport. The transcript has 4 exons. Lineage: Eukaryota; Fungi; Ascomycota; Sordariomycetes; Glomerellales; Glomerellaceae. The record is from RefSeq and is a predicted model, not a curated record.
AUGGAAUCGGGCAGUCGGCAUCCUGGCCAGACCACCCCGACCCUCUCCUACACCGAUGGGAACAGAGAGCGGCCAUUGCGUCGGUGCAUAGCGAACCUCCUUGCGCGUGCAAUGGGGUCCCUCGGCGGCAUCUCCCCUGGGGGGACAAUCGCCAUAGGAAUCAUCGUUGGUCUCUUGUCCACGAGCGUCCAGAGCCUGGGUCUCACCCUCCAACGAAAAUCACACAUUCUCGAAGACGAAAAGGGCCCACACGAAAUACGUCGGCCACCGUAUCGGAGAGGGAAAUGGCAGCUGGGGAUGGGAAUGUUCAUCGCCGCAAACCUGCUCGGUAGCUCCGUCCAGAUCUCGACCCUUCCUCUCCCUGUACUCUCAACCCUGCAGGCCUCUGGCCUCGUCUUCAACUCGAUAUGCGCUACCCUUAUACUUAACGAACCCUUCACGAGGUGGUCGCUAUGGGGCACACUGCUCGUCUGCACGGGCGCCGUGCUGAUCGCCAUCUUUGGUGCCAUUCCCGCGCCUGCACACAACCUCCAGGAGCUGCUCGAACUCCUCGGUCGGAAGCCUUUCGUGGUAUGGAUGAUCAUGCAGGCCUUCCUCGUCCUAUCAAUAGCCAUCAGUGUGGACUGCCUCGACCACUUCACGAGCCUGUCACUCAACUCGAGAUUCCGCUUCGUCCGCGGCCUCGCCUACGGAGCCAUAAGUGGUAUCCUCUCGGCGCAUUCGCUGUUGGUUGCCAAGUCGGCUGUUGAGCUGAUCAUUAAGACGAUCGCGGACGGCAAUAACCAGUUUAUUCACUGGCAGGCGUGGGUCCUCGUGCUGGCGCUGGUCACCCUGGCUUUGAGUCAAUUAUACUACCUACACCGUGGCCUGAAGCUCGUCUCGACCUCGGUUUUAUACCCCAUGGUUUUCUGCAUCUACAACAUCAUUGCGAUCCUGGACGGUUUGAUAUACUUUAAGCAGACGGACCAGAUCAACCCCUUACGAGCAUGUCUCAUUGCAUUGGGGACAGUCAUCCUACUUGCCGGUGUGCUAGCAUUGUCAUGGCGACUCAGCGACGAACAGCACACGCCGGGCGUGGGCCAGUCAUCUUUGGCACCAGGACUUGGCCUCGUGGAGGACACAGAAGAUGAAGAAGAGUCCCUUCUGGGCGGCGAUGAUCUUUACAGCCUCCACGAAGAAGAUGACCCAUUACCAGCUACAACCUACUCAACAUUUAACGUGGCCAGUGGCGAGACAACGCCGCUGACACCGACACCGAAGCGGAAGAAGACGGGCAGGAGAUGGCAAGAGCGCGCCGAAAUUUGGGGCGAGCUCGAAGACCGCGACACGUCCAGCCCGCCCAUCUCGCGCCGGCGCUCCAGCACUAUGCCUGGCGAGCUCACCGAAUCUACCUCUCUAUUACCGCACCGCCGUGGCGUAAGUAGCGGUAGCGGUAAUCCUCUCUUUUCGUCCUCAGAAGCGGGACCCAGCUCCGAGUCCCUUUCGUCACGCCGGCCCGGCCCGGGUAGGAGGCGACGUAAAUCCACAGGAUUUCCGGGCUUCACAGCCCGCCGUCGGCGCAAGAGUCAGAGCAGCAGUCAGCCCACACUACAAGAGGCGUUGGGCGGCAUAUGGAAGCUCAAGUGGUGGCGACCUGACAGAGGAGACGACGGCGCGAGCAAUCCACCGGGUAGCAGCGGGAGCGGCAGUGUGUGGCCUGCAUUCCGAGAUGAGCCUCCGCCGACGACGGGGCAAGGGGAAGGGGAGAGGGAUAUUGGUGGCAGUGGAGGCAAUGACGGACGCGACGGGUCCCAGGAUAGGGGGCGGGACCGGCAGCCGAAUGAUGAUUCGCCUGUAUGA